Messenger RNA from Pseudogymnoascus verrucosus, 2373 nucleotides. RefSeq lists its product as uncharacterized. Bases 451 to 2154 code for a protein of 567 amino acids. NCBI's taxonomy places the organism in Eukaryota, Fungi, Ascomycota, Leotiomycetes, Thelebolales, Thelebolaceae. The transcript has 4 exons. The record is from RefSeq and is a predicted model, not a curated record.
CCUCUAUCUCUCACUGCAGCUCGCUGUAGAGUUGUCAGCCAAAAAUAGCUAGCUUUAAACUUAUUCAAACUUAUUCCAUAACAGUUCAAGAAGCUCAAUUCUUGGUAGCACAAGAAGUUCAUUUUACACCAUCCUCCGCGCCAUGAGGCCCUCGCCUGUCUCUCUCCGCCGUGUGUUCGAGUAUAACUCGGCGUUUACAAACUUGCCUUCGUGGGAAUGGAGUCUGCGUUCGACGAUAGUGACGCGCUUCUGGAAUGCGCUCCGGGCGAGCAUUUCACUCCAGAUCCGCAUGCUGACCUGCCAGUGUAUAUAACGAUCCACCGGAUACGCAAGCUUAUCAUUUCUAGUAUAGGUCAGUGUUCUUGCGGCAUCUUUGACAGGAAAGAGGCGGAAAUCUAAAAAAAUUGGCCAGAUGAUCCGUAUUCCCUGGAGCAGCUCAAGGAGCCACGGAUGAAUAUACUCAUCGUGAGGGCCCUCGUGGAUCGACUCUACAACCCCAGCGACGUGUCUGUUGUGUACUGUCUCCUCGUCAACCGGAUGCAAUUUCUUCGCGAACAGUCAUAUCAAGGCCACCUACAGACAGUCAACAUCACUCGCGCUACUCUCUGUGAGCUCGUCGCAACCCGAGUUCUCCGACGUUUCGACGAUGACCACCCAGGUCGUGAGGGUCUGUUGUUACUAGCUAAUAUCCUCGUAGCUGGGUUUGAGCCUUUUCAAAACGCCCCUAUUGAGGUCCUGCGGGAGAAUCCCAGCGCCUUGCAAUGGCCAGUUCAGAGGAGAGGGGGCUAUGAAAGGAAGCUACCGGCCUUAGAGGUGGCCAUAAUCUCUGAAAGUAAAACCUUCCUCAGCUCUUCCGCCUGCCAGAAGGUGGUAGAUGCAAUCUAUCGAGGACAGGUUAUUUAUACGCCGCUAUCAUUUGUCGAUAUCUUACCGGAUCAUUACAAGCACAACCCAAUUUCUCUCUACAAUCCUCGAAAAGCACCUCUUCUCAAUCAGUACCGGCUGAUCGUCCCACGGCUUCGCGGCAUGAUUGAAAUCUGCCAGUUUGCAAUUCUUUUAGCCCUUUACGCCCUCACUAUGGUCAGCCGCGAAGGGCUUAAAAUUACCUUCUAUGAAGUCAUUUUUUGUGCUUAUGCUACUGGUUGGAUCCUAGAGGAGUUUGCUGCAAUCAUAGAGCACGGAUGGAAGGUUCAUACGCAGAACCUCUGGUCAUUCUUGGAUAUUACGUUCUUCGUCAUCUAUGGUACUUAUUUCACGACACGGAUGUAUGCAUUGUCGAGCGGCCAGACCUAUCUAGGAGAAACCGCACUCAACAUACUAGCUAUAGCGGCUCCAGUCCUCCUACCCCGUCUUGCGUUCAACUUAAUGCCAGACAACAUGCUUUUUAUCUCGCUCCGAGCCAUGAUGAGAGAUUUCUCCGUCCUAACACUGCUAGCAAUCUGGUGUUUUGCCGGCUUCUUCCUCUCCAUGAAGUGGCUCCUCGACGUCAGCAACCAUGAUGGCAGCCGCGACGGACCCGACCCGGCCACCAUCUCUAAAUGGAUGCUUUGGAUCUGGUUUGGGCUUGAUGGGACCGGAAUCGAGCGCUCCGUGGACUUCCACCUUGUCCUCGGGCCGUCGCUCAUGAUCGCGUUCGCGUUUCUAGGCAAUACGCUAUUUCUGACCAUUCUUGUUUCGAUGCUCACUAAUACAUUCUCCAAGAUUGUUGCAAACGCGACCGCCGAAAUCCAUUUCCGGCGCGCAGUGCUCACCUUUGAGGGCGUGAAAAGCGAUUCUAUAUUCGCCUAUCGCCCGCCUUUUAACGUUGUAGCACUGCUGAUCCUCCUUCCAUUGAAGCUCCUCCUCUCUCCGCGAUGGUUCCACAGUGUAAAUGUUGCAAUGAUUCGCAUCCAUAACUCUCCUAUCCUUUUGCUCAUUGGCUUCUACGAGCGGCAUCAACUUUGGCGGGCACCCAACGGCCAACCUCGUGGCCCGUCAAAACGCAGCAAGCUUUUCCCCUGGACUUUCUCUGGAUUUUCUCCUCAUGGAGACAUACAGGCGGUUUUUGAGACGGACCCCCCUGAAGCGAUCUUGGGCAAGACGGUGGAGGUCGACUUGUUGACGGUGCGUCUAGAACCUGUGUCGCAACCACAGUCAAUGGCAAGUGGCAGUUGAGUGUCCCCCAUCUCGCGACUGGCAUAAGUACUGUACAUGAAGCAUUCCUGCCUGUGUAUGCAAAGACUCGUCACACGACCUACUUUGGCAAUCUUUGUCCUUUACCUACAAUCUGAGCCCCACCGUGAGGUCAAUCUAUGUCACCACCAGAUGGACAAAACGUCGCUCUCUCCUCCUUGGCCGCCGCUUCUUAGGAUUGGCUCAUAUAGUCUUUUAGAG